AUGUUCUUCGAGUGGGGGUUUGCUCAGCUGCGUCUUGAUUGUCCUUUGACCCCUGAGGAGUAUUACUAUGACAAGAAAGUGGAAGAAAUCCUAUACCCCAAAUACAAAUCGAAUGCCCGGUUUUUGUUCCCAAAUGCUGCCCGAGUUGAAAUCCUAGAACACGCAGUUCGCAAACGUCACCCUCUUUGGCUAUCUGAGGAUUUAAAACGACACGAGCUCAAGACAAACCAACCGAGUGAUUAUGUGCACAUUGAUAUGACGGCCUCAUCGGCUGCAAAAUGCAGUAUGAAGCAGUUCAACAUCCACCCGAAGAGUUGUUCAAGAUUCGUCGUUGUAAAGUACUUCUGUCCAGAUUCCCAAAAACAGCGUGUCCAAGAGCUUACUCUGCAUUUCACCAGCCUAUGGAAGCCAAUAAGAGGGCCAGUAUACGACUUUCCGCUCACGCUUUGCGACCGCCGUACAGUAGACUACGCAUCGCAGGCCACUGCAAUGGAUAUCGUUACUCGUGAUUACGUGAACGAAAAUGCUCGAAUAUACUUUGACGAGAUUUCUGCGGCUCGGCUGAAGAUAAAAUGGGGACUGGGUGGGUGA
Aspergillus pseudoviridinutans is the source of this 591-nucleotide messenger RNA. RefSeq lists its product as uncharacterized. Gene Ontology annotation, molecular function: oxidoreductase activity. The coding region runs from base 1 to 591 and encodes 196 amino acids. The transcript is spliced from 3 exons. NCBI's taxonomy places the organism in Eukaryota, Fungi, Ascomycota, Eurotiomycetes, Eurotiales, Aspergillaceae. The record is from RefSeq and is a predicted model, not a curated record.